UGCAGCUGCCAUUUCCUUAAACAUUCACGGCAAAUGGUACAACUAAAAGAAGACAAGCAAAUAAAAGUAACCGUGAAUAGAAAUAAGAGCUUGCCGACUUUCAUCCAUUCCAUCAAUUAGCCUAAUGUCUAGAAGAAAGAUUCCAGAAGAUACAGACCAUCCUGAAAUUCCUGAUGGAGCCCAUUUUAAAAGUUCCUUGAAGGAAUUUCAGAAACUUGUUGACAAAAUAGUAGCUCAGAAGAGGGAGGAAAGACUAGGGUUGGAAACCAAAGAUGCCGAGGAAAUGGAUUAUGAUAAAUUCUGUGCUGCAGUCCAGGCUCUGUUUGGUCCUGAAGUGAAGCCUCAAGAUGUUAAAACCUUCUAUAGAAAGAUCAGUAACAACCCAGAUGGUCGGACAGAAUGGUGUGAGAUCUUUGGCUAUUUUAUAGUGGAAGGUGAUGCUCUUGCUGCCCAACUUGAUGAAGAAAACAUGGUUUUCCUGGUAUCCAAAAAACAGCGAAUUACAAAAGCAGGAGUCAAGAGACGUGAUGUGAUAAAAUGCAUGGUAAAGAUAUCACAACUGGAUUUCUUGGUAACAGCAUCUCAGAAAGGAACACUAACUAUUUUUACCAGCCAGAUGAGAGUGAUGACAACCACCAGCAUUCCAGAUAGUCCAUGGAUCAAUGGAUGCGAUUACCUAUAUCAGCUCAAGCGUGUUGUGGCUGUGACUGAAAGAAGCAUCAUCAUCUGGGAUUACAAAUCACAAGGGAGUAUUCUGGAUACUUGUUUUAUCAUCAAGCCCAUGGAACACUGUAUGCUCUGCAUUUGUUCAGUUUACCAUCCAACAGAACAGCUGGUGAAGGAUGAUGUCUUAAUGGGAGAUGAUGCAGGACAUGUCAACUUGUUUACCUUGACUAGUGAUGACUUUGGGCUAAAACAAUCUAAGUCUAAAAAGAAAGCACACAUCCAAGUUUUAGACUCUAAGAAAUUCAGGCAUAUUAAACGCAAGCUGCAUGAUGACUGGGUUGUGAAAGUUAAAUAUAUUCCAGCUUUGAAUUGUUUUGGCUCUUGCUCUUUGGACAGCAUCCAUUCACUCGUUUUGGAUGACCUGAAAAGACUGGAGGACAACCUACCUGUCAGGGACUUUUCAGUACCAAAAGGAGUCAAUGCUUUCACAUACUGUGGAAAAGCCAACAUCAUUGUUACUGGGGGAGAGGACAAAGUCCUUCGUCUGUGGCAUCCAAACAUCAACACCAAGCCAGUGGGGAAGCUGAUGGGGCACUUAUUUAGUAUUAUGGAGAUUGUCACCAAUGAAAAAGAUCAACACAUUAUUAGUCUUUCCACUGGGAAGAUUUUCAGAGUAUGGGAUAUCCAUACGCUUUCACUGAUGCAGAUAUUCCAUGAUACUCAAGCAGGACCCAGGGAUGCACAGAUCUUUGCUAUGGUAUUUGACAAUAACCAUGGCAUACUCAUUACAGGAUCAGCUGUCAUUGAUAUUUAUCCUCUAACACGGAUGAUACAAGACACAAAGCAGGUCCCUCAGACACAUGAAAGGAACAUCAAUGUGCUGUUAUACAAUAGGGCAUUUCACCAAGUUCUUACAAUCUGUUCUGAGUCCAUUGUAAGAAUCUGGGAACUGGAAUCGGGGCAACUAAUAUACCAGAUUGAGGACGCCCAUGGGCCUGGCGUUGAGUUGACAUGUGCGACAAUUGAUAAAAAUGGAUUUCACCUUGCCACUGGAGCAUGCGAUGGGACUGUGAAAACAUGGGACUUUGGCAGUGGACAACAACUGAAAGUGUUGCCUGUAUCCAAGGAAAGCUGUGACAAUGAACACUGGCUGAUUCAGAUGAUUUACUUGAAGGCUAGUGAGAGCAAACAUGUGAUCUUGGUCUUGGAAUACAGUGGGACAAUCAAAAUUGUUCAGGUUAAUGAAGGUGAACCUUAUCUAUGUAUUACCUGGAGUCUUCCUGAAGCCCUAUCACUGGCACUUCAAGGCAAUCCACUAAUACCCCUAAGACUGAGUCCCAUUACCAAGAAAGCAAAUGGAUUUUUUCCAGAUGUUCAACUAUUGCCUGAGAAGGAUCCUGUGGAAGCAGAUAUGGAGAAUCCUUUACCACCUGAAGUAAAAGUUAAGUGCUUUGAUGUGCUAAGAGUUGAAGGUUAUAAUUUGUUAGCAACUGCAAGUGCAAAUGGUGGUAUCAUCGUGUGGGAUUUUGAAUCUGCCAUCGCCAGACACAUAUUCAAAGCUGGCCAGCCUGUUGAAACCCAUGGACCUGACAUACUUGGAAUCAACAUGUUACUGUUCCUCUGUCGAAGUGUUCUUUCCAUGAGGCAACCAAGUCAGUCCUCCACCUACAGUUCAGAGCCUCAGAGUGAUGAAACUCCUACACAGGAUACAGAAGGUGACAGCAGCAACAUAAAGGAAACUGUUAAAAAUGAGCCAUCCAUUGCAGCAAAUAUUCCAGCAGGAAGCCAAGAAUUAGCAAAACUACCAGAUUCACCUAACUUGGAGAACAAGGGAUUACUCAAUGUAUUAGAAGCUGGAGGAGAACCUAAAUACAUACCUGUCCUUGCCUCUGCCCAUGAAGAUGGUUGUGUUUAUCUCUGGACUAUACAGGGAGAUCUACUGAGAGAAAUUUUACCUUUCACAAAACACCCUCCAAUUCCUUUGACAGCUCUGUGUACAGACAUCUCUGCUAAAAUGCUUUUUGCAGCUAACCAAGAGGGGCAUGUAAUACGAUGGAACAUUGGUUCAUUCUUAGAAGACCCAUUGGAUACCAACAAGCAUGUGAAACAACAACUUUGCUGGCGAGCUCAUUCCACCAAAAUAAUCAGCUUGUUCUAUGAUGAAGAAAGGGGGUUAGUAGUGACUGCCUCUACUGAUGCUUCUGUAAGGCUCUGGCAUGGACCCAGUGGACACUACAUUGGCUAUUUUGGGCAGCGACGAUUGUUUGAACUCUCUGAAUCCACAGAUAUAAUUUUGCCUUGUGAUGUGAAUGACCUACCCUUCACAAUAAAAGAAGACAACAAGUAUAUGGAAAAAAAGCAAAAGUUCGAAUAUCCUCUAGUGCUUGAUAGGGAAAAGUGGAAGUCAUUGACUAGAAGCGCUUUAACUUUCAAAAAGCCUGGAGUUCUGGAAGUGGAACAGGAUUUCAAGUUUUUCAAAGCUCUGGCUUCUCCUAAGAUUCACAAAUAUCCUCUGGAAAGUUUUAAGUCUGGAAACAAAGAUAUUGGUAUUGUGUUUGGGUCAAUACCUAUAUAUAGGGUUGUAAGUCCUACAAAGAUGAAACAUUGUCCUACAAGACACUCAGACUCUGACUCUGCUGACAGUAUCACCAAGCGAAGCAGAAUUAUGGCACCUUCUUACACAGUUUCCUAA
This is a messenger RNA of Heteronotia binoei (common prickly gecko), 3358 nucleotides long. It is a transcript of the gene WDR64, whose product is annotated as WD repeat domain 64. The record is from RefSeq and is a predicted model, not a curated record. Gene Ontology annotation, molecular function: protein binding. The transcript is spliced from 28 exons. Bases 125 to 3358 code for a protein of 1077 amino acids. Lineage: Eukaryota; Metazoa; Chordata; Lepidosauria; Squamata; Gekkonidae.